UGUGGUCCUUCUUGGAGCAUCCUUGACAGCGGCGGAGGCCUCAGGAAGACUACAUCUCCCAGCGUGCCUGGCGGCCGGCUUCCAACACUGCGCCGCGCUAUUGGGCGCUUCCUCGGCGGCCGCCAAUCGGGCGCGGGUUUGUAGGCCGGUCCAGAAGAGCGUGGUGUCUUUGAGUUUGUGCCCUGUGCUGUGUGGAGAGACUAGGCUUUUCCCUCCUGCUCUUGGUGCCGGCGUGAUGGGCAGUAGCGGGAGCAGCCAGGGCAGGAGGAAGGUGUCCUUCGAGCUGGACGAGGAGGACCGCGUGCGGGUCCUGCAGGGCAUCAGGCUUUCUGAAGAUGUAGUGAACAGAAUGAAACAACCUUGUCAAACUAAAAAGGAUCAACGAGCACCACCCAUCCCUCCGUCUCCCAUAUUGCAACCUGCAGAAGGGAAAUCUAAGGUGCCAACAGGGAUUUCUCCACCUACUCCAGACAGUUUGGGUCGAAAGCCAUCUGAAGCAGAGGAGGAACUGUACAAGAGGUAUGAACAGGAGCAGGCCAUGGUUCAAGAAGAGCUGCUCCGACUGGCCAAAAGGGAGCGUGAGGCAGCCACUGAGAGUCUAAAUGUAACUCUUCAGCGGGAGAGGAGUAACACCAAUGAAGAGAAGCAGAAAACAUCUCAGAUUCCUGCAGAUUUAGAUGCCUGGUCCAAGGAGCUGCAGUGGAAAGAUGAGGAGCUGAAGCGCAGAGACACCUUCUAUAAGGACCAGUUGGCCCACAUUGAAAAGAAGAAUUCUGAAAUCUACAAAAUGACUUUGUCUCAGUUCAGUGAUGCAGUUACUAAUGCAGAAGAUCGUAUUAGGCGGAGGAAUACACAGCCUAUAUGUGCAAAUCUGCAAGAAGCAAUCCUGACAUGUUACAAUGAAAAUAAACACCAAGUGCUCAACUGCUCAGAUCUGGUCAAGGAGUAUCAGCGUUGUGUUAGGCUAGCACAAAAGAGUCCCAUAUGAGCUACCAUCAACUCUGGCAGUACCAUCUGAGCUGGAGAGGGCUGAAGAUUGCAAUUAAAGGUUAACAAUUCCCGUGUCUUAUGUGGCAGCUUCUCUCCAAAGUCUGAAAUGGAGGUGUCCAAGAACUUUUUUUAGUAAUGUAAUAGUGUGGAUUGUAUUAGCAACCUUAUCCAGUGUAAGAUACAUACAACACAACUGAGUUAUGUUCCUGUUUUUAUAUAUUUGCUCUUUGCUGUUGCUUCUCAGGCUGUUACUUAUUGGCACAGACAAUCCUGAAUUGUUAAUCCCAGUAGUGUCUGAAAGAGGAAUUCUCCAGACUCUCUCAUUGUAAUUCUUUCCCCUCUAGGCCCACUGUAUCAGCUUCCUGACACAGCACAAAUCCCUCAGCUAAUUCCUGUUAACAGUACCCAUGUUAUCUCUUUCAGAUAGUUAGCCCCAAAUCCCACAAAACAUUACAGUGUUUGCACCCAGGAUGGCUUGUGUGGGUGCUAAAGUGCUCCCAUGUUGGAAAGUGGGAAGCUGCCCUGAUGUAUGUGACCUGCUAAACACAAUUGGAAAGAGUGACUGAGAAGAUGCCAUCACUGGGACUAAGAGGAAAGUAUUUCUUGUCAGGGGACGUAUCUUCCUUUUCUGGUGUUCCCGAUACUUCACAUGGAAAUAUUGUUCUCUAAUGUAACAGCCUUAUGCAAAGAAAUUGUCUGAAUUAAUGGUUUUUAUAUUUCAAUGUAGUAUUUAUCAUAGUUUUUAUUGGAAUGAAAUUAAGAUGAAAUUAGAAAUGAAAAUAACUUUAAUUAUAAAUGGCAUGAUCCAGUCUGUUGUAAAUCCCCUGGCAUAAUAUUGUGCCAUAAAAGUGCUAUUUUCUGAUAACGAUUAUUAAAAUUAACAUGCUUCAAGUGCUA
This is a messenger RNA of Anolis carolinensis (green anole), 1887 nucleotides long. It is a transcript of the gene chchd6, whose product is annotated as coiled-coil-helix-coiled-coil-helix domain containing 6. Gene Ontology annotation, cellular component: MICOS complex; mitochondrion. The record is from RefSeq and is a predicted model, not a curated record. Gene Ontology annotation, biological process: cristae formation; DNA damage response. The transcript has 9 exons. NCBI's taxonomy places the organism in Eukaryota, Metazoa, Chordata, Lepidosauria, Squamata, Anolidae. The coding region runs from base 236 to 988 and encodes 250 amino acids.